Molecule: messenger RNA, 459 nt
Organism: Micromonas commoda
Lineage: Eukaryota; Viridiplantae; Chlorophyta; Mamiellophyceae; Mamiellales; Mamiellaceae
Exons: 1
Coding region: 164-397 (77 amino acids)
Source: RefSeq, a predicted model, not a curated record
CGACCGAGCGGGACAGGCUUUCCAGUUCGUUUCGUGCUCGGGUUGGCGCAGGAAGGGUCCCUCCUCGAGCGACCGAAACACCACCCCGCCGUCGACCCGCGACCCCGCGCGCGCCGUCCGUCUCAGCGGUUUCGCGACCCCGAAUUCGUCCCCAAUUGCCACGAUGGGCUGCUGCGGUAGUAAGGGUCAGUACGCGGUCGAGGAGCCCGGCGCGUACGAGGCGCGUCGCGAGAAGAUGCUCGAGGCGGCGGAUCGCAGAAAUGCGCAGUCGGCGAUGCGGGGCAUACAAAACCCGCGGAGCGCGGCGCGGCUGAGGGAGGAGCAGUCCAAGCCCGCGCGGACGAGCGAGUUCCAGGCGAGGAAAGACGAACAGAUGGUCCGCGACUGGGGAUCGUGACGCCGCCGGGGGGAAAUCAGUCAUAGCGCGUAGCGAAGUUUUAAGCAGGCGAUCGAGUCCGC